AUGCUGCAGGCCAUCGGAGAAACGGAGAAGUACAUGACGUCCGUCGAACGAGUUUUGAGCUACACGCAACUUCAACCGGAGCCAGGCUACGAUACAAUUAUCCCACACGCUCCCAGGGAUUGGCCUGAAAAUGGUUGCGUCACUUUUCGAAACGUGUCUUUGAGCUAUUUCCUAGUGGGUCCUCCUGUCUUGAAAAAUAUUAGCUUUAGUGUCGCCGCCGGUGAGAAAAUAGGUAUUGUUGGACAGACUGGCGCUGGAAAGUCGUCAAUUAUAGCUUGUUUGUUGCGCAUGCCCGCAAAAACCGAAGGAGAAAUCAUAAUCGAUGGAAUUUGUGUUGCUGAUCUCAACGUCCAGGAUGUUCGCAUCGCGAUUGCAGUCAUUCCUCAGAGUCCUUUCCUGUUCAAUGAUGUGCUUCGUCGAAGUCUUGAUCCAGCUGACAAAUUUACUGAUGAAGAGUUGUGGGACAUUUUGGACAAAGUGAAACUGAAGUCGACUGUGGUUAAUAGAGAUGGACAACUUUACUGUCACGUGACAGAAAAUGGAGCUAAUUUCAGUGUUGGAGAGCGGCAGUUGAUCUGCUUCACUCGCGCUCUUUUGCUCGGUAAAAAAGUUAUUGUGAUGGACGAGGCAACAUCCAGUGUGGAUACAAAAACGGAUGAACUGAUACAAAGUAUCUUUUGUAAAGAGAUGAAUCAUUGUACUGUUUUGACAAUUCCCCAUCGUCUGAGUACUGUAUCUGAUUAUGACCGAAUAAUAGUGCUCAGCGAAGGGACAAUUAUCGAAAUGGAUUCUCCUAAGAUUUGA
Messenger RNA from Pocillopora meandrina, 804 nucleotides. The record is from the annotation of a GenBank genome assembly. Lineage: Eukaryota; Metazoa; Cnidaria; Anthozoa; Scleractinia; Pocilloporidae.